AGAUAUAACUCUAUAAAAGCAUAAUGGUAUAAGGAAAAUAACACACACAAAAUUUGAUUUCGUGUUAAUUUUUCGAAACAUUGUUACGACCAUGAAUAAGAAGGGUGACUCGAAUAAGAUCUCUCAUAAUUCACAGGUAGGCAAUCAAGAUGUUGAGGGGUGUCAGAAUUCAUCUCUGACAGUUGAAACAGAGAAUGUGAACCAAGAGAGUUUCAUCCGACAGAAAAUUGUUGAAGCUAGAGACAAAUUGGAAAAGCAGAAACAAGACAAUCGGAAGAAAGAGUUGGAUCUUCUUACAAAUCUGUUAGCCAACCUCACUAUUGGUGGCGAUUCAAUUGAUUUCAGCAAGAUGAUAGAUGAGAAAAUUAAGGAGAUUGAUGCUAAGAUUGCUUCACUCGAUUGAUCACUCGAUUGAUCAAAUGUUAUUUGAAAGUAUUUAUCAUGAUUAUGAAUAAAAUUUGUGGAUCUGAAUAAAACUCAUAAUAAACUUCUUUUUUAUAA
Messenger RNA from Lathyrus oleraceus (garden pea), 501 nucleotides. RefSeq lists its product as uncharacterized. The transcript has 2 exons. The record is from RefSeq and is a predicted model, not a curated record. NCBI's taxonomy places the organism in Eukaryota, Viridiplantae, Streptophyta, Magnoliopsida, Fabales, Fabaceae. The coding region runs from base 92 to 403 and encodes 103 amino acids.